GAAGCUAGAGGUGAUCUUUUUAAGACUCUGAUAGUUUGUACUAUUAGAUGAAUGUUAAUAAGCCAGUUGGGCAAAAUUUUUAUUUCAGCACUUGAUACAACAUGUGUAAGAAAUCAGGGGGGCAUUUCCUUGAAUGUCAUAAUAACUAUCUGUUACAUGAAAAAGAAAACAAACAAUUUAUAAGAACUUUGUUUUCUGUGCCAGACCUAGAUGCAGUAUGAAAAAUCCAUUGAACUCUACUUGUAAAAUGAAAUCUACAAAUGAUGGGCACUGGGAAUCAUUCUGCAGUAGUUGUGUUUGUCUUGGUGGGAUUAACAAAGCAGCCUGAGCUCCUGUUGCCCCUGUUCUUCCUGUUCCUGGUCAUCUAUGUGUUGACAGUAGUGGGGAAUCUGGGCAUGAUCCUGCUCAUCAUAGUCAGCCCACUACUGCACACUCCCAUGUACUAUUUCCUCAGCAGCUUAUCCUUUGUUGAUCUCUGCUAUUCCACUGUCAUUACACCCAAAAUGCUGGUGAACUUCCUUGGGAAGAAAAAUUUCAUUACCUAUUCGGAGUGCAUGGCCCAGUUCUUUUUCUUUGCAAUCUUUGUGGUCACUGAGGGCUACCUCCUGACUGUUAUGGCAUAUGAUCGCUAUGUGGCCAUCUGCAGACCAUUGCUCUAUAAUGUGAUCAUGUCCUCUAGAAUCUGCUCACUGUUAGUGCUGGUUGCCUUCUCCCUAGGCCUUUUUUCUGCUGUGGUACACACAAGUGCUAUGAUGAAUCUGAGCUUCUGUAAAUCGUACAUCAUAAGCCAUUACUUCUGUGAUGCUCUUCCCCUCCUCAAACUCGCCUGUUCUAACACACAUCUCAAUGAGCUUCUCAUAUUUAUCAUUGGGGGGCUCAACACCUUGGUGCCCACCCUAGCAGUUGCCAUCUCCUAUGUCUUCAUUUUCUGCAGCAUCCUGCGCAUCAGGUCAUCAGAGGGCAGGUCUAAAGCAUUUGGAACCUGCAGCUCUCAUCUCAUGGCUGUGGGGAUCUUCUUUGGGUCUAUCACCUUCAUGUAUUUAAAGCCUUCUUCAAGUAACUCUCUGGAGCAAGAGAAGGUGUCUUCUGUGUUCUAUACCACAGUGAUCCCCAUGCUGAACCCAUUAAUAUAUAGUUUGAGGAACAAAGAUGUGAAGAAAGCACUGGGCAGAUUCUCAGUCAGGAGUUAAGUCUUACUUUUUGCAAACAAUGCACAGUAGAAGUGAAUUGUUCCAAUGAAAAUCCAUUAUAUUUACUUUUAUCUGUUGAAAUAUAUAAUAUAUCUUUAUUUGUGGUGCUAGGAUUAAUCUCAAAGCAGAUUCCAAUUUUAGCCAAGUACUACAUCAUAGGACUAAAUUUAGUAUUCAUAUUUAUUAAGUGCUUUACCAUGUAUCACUGAUUUGAUUUUUGCAAUAAAAUAAAGAUGGUUUUGUAAAGUAGGUAUUACUGCUUUGACAGGAAAAAUUGGUCUUUCUUUGUUAUAUAAAUAAAAUGAUAAUUUAGACUUU
This is a messenger RNA of Rattus norvegicus (Norway rat), 1508 nucleotides long. Lineage: Eukaryota; Metazoa; Chordata; Mammalia; Rodentia; Muridae. The record is from RefSeq and is a predicted model, not a curated record.